AUCAGCUUCAGGAUGCUUAAAUAUUAGAAAUUUUGAGGAUAUCGAAGCGGCCAUCGUUCAUAAUACGACUAAUUAUUAUAAACUCGUUUCUGCAACAAUGUUUAUCUUAUUUUAUUCUGUCGGAGAAGAUUGUGAAGCCAAAUAUGAUACAAUUAAUGAACCGAGAAAAACUCCAACGCUUUUUCAAAUAAUGUUUUUGAGUGAAGGAAUACCUUGUCAUUUACAAGUUUGGGAUAUUGGAUGGUGA
Molecule: messenger RNA, 247 nt
Organism: Diversispora eburnea
Lineage: Eukaryota; Fungi; Glomeromycota; Glomeromycetes; Diversisporales; Diversisporaceae
Source: the annotation of a GenBank genome assembly